Messenger RNA from Momordica charantia (bitter melon), 1747 nucleotides. Its product is annotated as BRCA1-A complex subunit BRE-like protein. Gene Ontology annotation, biological process: double-strand break repair. NCBI's taxonomy places the organism in Eukaryota, Viridiplantae, Streptophyta, Magnoliopsida, Cucurbitales, Cucurbitaceae. The record is from RefSeq and is a predicted model, not a curated record. Gene Ontology annotation, cellular component: BRISC complex; BRCA1-A complex.
GUUCAGUGAAGUCGAAGAAGGGGGCAGCGGUUUUAAGUAUGUUGAGUUGUUCUUUGAUCGCAGACCGUCGCCGCUUCGCACAAGAGGGUAGUGAUUGUUGUUUCAGUUAGCCGUGGCUCUCUGUUCUUCCUUUUGCCGGUGGAAAACAGACCGAUCGCCGGCAAUUAACCGAGAAGUUCCGUUGUUUACCUGCUACGGCCAUGUCUUCCGACACUGUAUCUCCUCUCAUCGCUGCUCAUGUCAAUUACCUGCUCAACCACUUUCCUCUCCCCGUUAAGAUUGAGCACAUGUGGUCUGGCAGUAUGAACUACCCUGGAAUUAUUGAUAGGUUCACCUUAGUCAUACCGUACUGCCUUGAAUUCGUCAAAUGGGACAUCAUAUACAAUGCUGAAUCACCAUUUUCUGCACCUGAUAUUGUAUUUGGACCAGAAGAUGAAAAUUUUCAUCCGUUUACAAGUAAGGUUCAUGAAGGAGAAGGAGAUUAUAAGUCAUCACAAAACGGUCUACAUGACUGGAACAGCAAAGAUCCAUCUCGGCUCACGAGCCUUGUUCAAGAAUUGAGGGAUCGAUAUGUGUCAUACCAAAGGAAGCGUGUUGAAGGAGUUGAUGAUGAAAGAUUGAAGUUUGAACUUAGUACUAUGGUAUCUAGGGAGGGAAUUGAAAUGCAUUUGAGUUCAGGUGUUGAAAAGCCAGAGGAGGUCAAAUUUGCUGUGCCGCUAGUAGACAUUAAUAUUAAUAAGAUGAUACCUGGAUGCCCAUGGACGCAUCCACAGAAGAUAUUCUUGCAGGUUUUAUAUCCUGUGGUGAGAAAAUAUGCAUCUACUCCUGCUGCACCUCGUCUGAAAUUGGUCUCUACCUCUGAGUUGAAGGCUCUGUUAUCCAUAGAGGACAUCAAACUUCCUACAUGGAUAGAUGGAAUGUGCAUGGCUGAAUAUCUUCCCCAUCUAGAAGAGGGUCUUGACAAACAGGUUAUGGAGGCAGUUUCAUUGAUUGAUGUUAGGCGAGGCUUUAUAGAGGCAUUGGAAUCUUUCUUUGGAAGGCCUUUAGAAGCUGACCCGGUCUUUUGCCGAACGGCUACAAUUAUCACUGCCUCUGGGGUGUUCACAUUCCUGGUCCAUUUCUUCAUUUCAACUCAAUUUCCAAAGAAGCAGCCUUCUCUGAUGCUGCAAAGUUCUCAGCAUUUCAACUCCCAAGGUGCACCUAUCAAGUCGCAUGUUAUUACCGACUAUCCUUGGAGUCCAAGGUGGGAGCCAUCCCUAAUGGCUGAGCGGAUCUUUGAGUUUCUGGCUGAUGAGGCUUUGAGCUUCAAGAGGUACUGCACUGAGUCUCAACUUCAAUGAUUGGGUUUAUGAAAAUUGUGGUCGAUAUUCCCCACUAUAUAACAGUCAAGUUAUGUAUAGUUGGUAGACUAGAGUAGUUUUAAAUUUUUGGUUUCUAAGAUUGAUUUUGCCACCCCCUGGGGUCUUAUCUGAUUCCUCAACUGAAGAGGAGGAUGAUUCAAAGGUAAACUAUCAAGAACUGGAGAUAACUUUUAAAAUUUAAAAGUCGAAUCCCGAAACAAAGGAUGACCCUGUCCAUGGCUUUUGGCUGGGUAUUGAUCUGAUCUCUUUGGAAUUGGAAGACAAUCAAUUUUUUUGCUUCCUAUUUGAGUUAAAUGUGGGGUAGGGAUUGUACCUUCGAGUGAGUUAUGUACUCUGGAUUGGAAAAAAUAAUUGAAUUGUAUGUUAGCUUGAAGUUCUUUCUUUUA